Messenger RNA from Chrysoperla carnea, 746 nucleotides. RefSeq lists its product as uncharacterized. The coding region runs from base 90 to 353 and encodes 87 amino acids. The transcript has 3 exons. NCBI's taxonomy places the organism in Eukaryota, Metazoa, Arthropoda, Insecta, Neuroptera, Chrysopidae. The record is from RefSeq and is a predicted model, not a curated record. Gene Ontology annotation, molecular function: peptidase inhibitor activity.
GUAAUUUGAUUAUUUGAAAUUUAGAAGAAAAACAAUUCAGUUCUUGUUUAAAAAAUUUAUAAGUGAUUAUCAAUUAUUUUUGUCACACAAUGUUUAAAUUCUUGGUUGGAACAUUAAUUGUUUGCAUUUGUUUAACACAAAUCGCUCAAAGUUUUAACGUUGAGUUAGAAGGACUUGAAGUCGGAUCGCAACAUGCAAGGCAUAUUGUAAAACGUCAAAGUAGCUGUACUCCAGGAGAAAGAUAUCAAAGAGAUUGUAAUACCUGUACCUGUCAACAAGAUGGAAGAAGUUCAAUUUGUACAUUGAAAGCAUGUAAUGAUGUUAGAAUUCUACGUAGACCUACAAAUGUUUAAAUAAUGUAAUAAAACUUUUAAAAUUAUAAAAAUUUUUAAUAAAUACUUUAAUUAAUGUGUUUUCAUUUAAUUUGGUUUUAAAACUCGCAUAUCCAAUAUUUCAAUUCAAUGGAACACUACAGAUGUUUGGUGCUAUGAGAUGACUAGUUGCGCCAAAGCUUCGUUUCUCGAAAUGGGGUGAUGGCCCAUCCAAAAUUCUUCCGUUGAUUUUCGUAAUUUAUCACUCUUAACCUUAAAUCAUGAAGGGUCCUUAGAAGAUUUUAACGUAAGAAAUAGUCACCAUUUUAAUUGUCAUGAUUUGAUGAAGUCCUGCUGUUAUAACUUGGACCACUCUGUAGAUACAUUAUUCUUUUUGAGGUAUAAAUCAAUGUAUGAUUGGCAUUGUGUAGGGGU